Messenger RNA from Phytophthora sojae, 393 nucleotides. RefSeq lists its product as hypothetical. Gene Ontology annotation, molecular function: phosphatidylinositol binding. The coding region runs from base 1 to 393 and encodes 130 amino acids. Lineage: Eukaryota; Oomycota; Peronosporomycetes; Peronosporales; Peronosporaceae. The transcript has 3 exons. The record is from RefSeq and is a predicted model, not a curated record.
AUGUCGCUCGUAUACCUGCCCGAGAGCGCGUGGUCGAUGCGCUACGGGCCGGAUUACUUCACGGUGGCCAUCGUAAAGUACCUCGUCAAGGAGGACGAGUUCGCGCUCUACGAGCUGCAGAUCCAGAACGGAAGACGCAAUUGGAAGGUGCUGCGUCGCUUCAGCGAGUUCGACAGGCUGCAAGCGAGUGUGCGCUUCAAAGCAGGUGACCGACUACCAGAGCUGCCGCCCAAGACGUAUUGCUGCAGGGACCUGAACCCGGACUUUUUGGCCAGACGCAAGGAGCUGCUGCAGGUCUUUCUGCACCACAUGCUGCAGAUCCCCGGUAUCGCUGACGACGACCACGUGCGCGAGUUCCUGGGCCUCAAACUGUCCACGGAGCUCUACGUUUGA